This is a messenger RNA of Saccharomycopsis crataegensis, 285 nucleotides long. RefSeq lists its product as uncharacterized. NCBI's taxonomy places the organism in Eukaryota, Fungi, Ascomycota, Saccharomycetes, Ascoideales, Saccharomycopsidaceae. The coding region runs from base 1 to 285 and encodes 94 amino acids. The record is from RefSeq and is a predicted model, not a curated record. The transcript is spliced from 2 exons.
AUGGAAUUGCUAGUUGAGGCAGGGAAUCAGGACGUGCGUUCGACAAUUGACCGCAUUAUGUUUGGCGGAUCUCAAGUUGGCGAUGAUCAGCAAGAACCUUCAGUUCAUCUAAGACCAUUCAAUAACUCCCAGUAUAGACUAUGGACUCCCAACAAACAGCCUUGGUUCUAUAUAGAAAGAACAAUGCUUACAUGUGUUCGCAGCUCGGGUAAUCCAGGGCUCUCCGCGAUGAAAGUCUCGUUGACCCAACAAAUAGCAGAAUUGCAAAUUUUGAAUAAAUCUUAA